Leishmania braziliensis MHOM/BR/75/M2904 is the source of this 1104-nucleotide messenger RNA. RefSeq lists its product as hypothetical. The record is from RefSeq and is a predicted model, not a curated record. Bases 1 to 1104 code for a protein of 367 amino acids. The transcript has a single exon. Lineage: Eukaryota; Euglenozoa; Kinetoplastea; Trypanosomatida; Trypanosomatidae.
AUGAAGUCAGCUCGCACUACCGCAAAGGUACGUCCUGGGCGACUUCCGUAUAGCACCACAGUGCGUAGAGGCCGUCACGCACGCUCGCUGCUGUCACGAGUCGCCCACGGCGUCGGUGCAGUAAUGGCAAAGGCGAAUUUUCUGCGACGACUGCCGUCGUUGGAGGCGCACGGCGCACUGGGACUCACUGAGAGUCCCCUGUCGUCAUCGUCAUCGGUCACACCGCCGGCCCUCGCGCCCGGCGAUAUCCUGCGCGACCUCGCCUUCUUCACGCAGGCCUCGGAGGUGAGCUUCUUUUCGACGCACCCGUCGCUGUGUGCAGAUGUAUUCGGUGUUGCGCCAGGGGAAGUCUUCGAGGUUGGCGAUAGCCGUGCUAGCACAUCUAGCGGCAGAGUUGAAGGAGAGGCUAGCAGCAGCACUGCGGGAGAGGUCAUUGUCGUGGUUGGCGCGCGCGGCGGCAAGUUAUGGGUGUGGGCAUACAGUGAUGCAUAUGCGCGUGUGUUGCGCGUCCCUGCGCUCACCAUCUCCGCUACGUCAUUAAAUGCAACAGAGGUGCGCGCAGCCAUUGUGGCGCACCACCAACUGCGAGAACUUGUCAACCCGUCACGUGCACAGCACAGCACCGCCGGUAGGAAGGUGCGGGAUCAGAGCGCUCAAGUGGGGCUCAUUAAGAACGUGUGUGCGGCCUUUCAGAGUCUCUGCGCCCGCGCGUGCGAGGAGGCGGGGCGGCUGUACACGCCAGAUCAGCAAGCAUUCCUACAAUGUGCUCCUGACUUGUACGUGGCUGCGACAAGAGGUGCUGACUGGGCGGCCAGCCCCUCGGCUGCCACAUCGCCCGCAGCGGGAGUGAACUCAGAGCCGCAGCAGCAGCAGCCAGAUCACCCUCCUGAACUAUAUUUACCUUCGUUUCUCUUGAACUCGAUCUACACAGACAUCGCCCGCCACGCACCACACACCGCCACCGUGGUUCUGCUUGUGCCGCGCGUGGCGCUGGCGACUGGGGCCGUCGGCUGGGCAGGCGAAGGUGACGUGUUGCUGACCGACACGCCCGUCGGCCAAGGGGGCUAUGGUGAGGCCUCUCUGUCAGCCUCGGUCGUGAUCUAA